Phragmites australis (common reed) is the source of this 600-nucleotide messenger RNA. RefSeq lists its product as uncharacterized. The record is from RefSeq and is a predicted model, not a curated record. The transcript is spliced from 3 exons. The coding region runs from base 1 to 600 and encodes 199 amino acids. Lineage: Eukaryota; Viridiplantae; Streptophyta; Magnoliopsida; Poales; Poaceae.
AUGAUUACCAGGUUACGCAAAGCCGCUAUCCUCCGCUUUCUGGUUCUUGAGGUGCUACUGAUGUCACCAAGUGCACGGGCUCAGAUUGUGGUCUUGCCGAACUGCAACCUCCAGGAGGUGAACCUGGCCCCUUGCAUGGCGAGCGGCGCCGCUACUUCUGGGGCGGGAGGGAACAUCAGCAACGCCUGCUGCACGUUGCUGAACCGCGCCAUCGACGCCGGCCACCGCUGCGUGUGCUCGCUGCUGCUGUCCAAUGGUGUGUUCGCCUCCCUCGUGACCAACCUCCUCACGCUCCCGCUCAUGCUGACGCUGCCCGGGUGCUUCCUCUACGCUCCUUCUCUUGCAGCUUGCCAAGCGACACUGCAGCAGCAGACUAAUGCACCACCUGCGGCUGCAUCUGCAGUUUCGAGCGCGGAGGGUGCUGCUGCUGGUGCAGUGCUUCCAUCGCCUCCUCAGGCCAACGCCACGCCGCCGGGGAAGAAGAGUACAGAUCAGGAAAAGGCUGACGACUGGAGGAUGGAUGCGAGCAUUGGCAACGGCACCAGCGAGGCUCCUAGUGCGGUGGAGAGCGAACAUCAGAAUUCAGAAUCGAAAGAUUGA